CGGAACUGGGGCAGCGCGGGCCGGAGUGCGGCCGAGACUGGCGGCUGCGGGACAUGACGGCAGGCCGCCAGGCCGAGGGCGCGGGUACGGACCACGCCUCCGCGCGUCUGCCCUCCCGGGUGGCCAAGCUACUGUCGGCACUCUUCUACGGGACCUGCUCCUUCCUCCUCGUGCUGGUUAACAAGGCGCUGCUGACCACCUACCGUUUCCCAUCACCAAUUGUUCUUGGAAUUGGACAGAUGGCAGUUACCAUAAUGAUACUAUAUGUGUCCAAGCUAAAUAAAGUAAUUCACUUCCCUGAUUUUGACAAGAAAAUUCCUAUUAAGCUGUUUCCUCUGCCUCUCCUCUACGUUGGAAACCACAUAAGUGGAUUAUCAAGCACAAGUAAAUUAAGCUUGCCGAUGUUCACCGUGCUCAGGAAAUUUACCAUUCCACUUACUUUACUCCUGGAAACCAUCAUACUCGGGAAACAGUAUUCCUUGAACAUCAUUGUCAGUGUCUUUGCCAUCAUUCUUGGAGCUUUCAUAGCAGCUGGUUCUGACCUUGCUUUUAACUUGGAAGGCUAUAUAUUUGUAUUCCUGAAUGAUAUCUUCACAGCAGCGAAUGGUGUUUAUACCAAACAGAAAAUGGACCCAAAGGAGUUAGGGAAAUAUGGAGUGCUUUUCUACAAUGCCUGCUUCAUGAUUAUCCCAACUCUUAUCAUUAGUGUCUCUACUGGAGACCUUCGCCAGGCUACUGAAUUCAACCAAUGGAAGAAUGUUCUAUUUAUCAUACAGUUUCUUCUUUCCUGUUUUUUGGGGUUUCUGUUGAUGUACUCCACACUUUUGUGCAGCUAUUACAAUUCAGCCCUGACGACGGCAGUGGUUGGAGCCAUCAAGAACGUAUCCGUUGCCUACAUUGGAAUGUUAGUAGGUGGAGACUACAUUUUCUCUGUAUUAAACUUUGUAGGGUUAAAUAUUUGCAUGGCAGGGGGCUUGAGAUACUCCUUUUUAACUUUAAACAGCCAGUUAAAACCUAAACAACCUGCGGAUGAAGAAAACAUCCCUCAAGAUUUGAAGGGCUAGAACCUGGGGCAGAAUUGCAGACUGGCUUGCAGACUGGCUUGCAGACUGGGGGGAACGAGGGAAUAUUCCCAGCUGUUUUGGUUGUGGCACUCCCCCCUGGUUAAGGCACAACAGGAAUGUCUGCAAAAUGCAAAGAGAAUCUACAUCAUGUGCUGCAUGAGGAGCCAUCAUCAGCCCUGAGAAAUGUAUCCGGGCAAAGCCUUACCAGCUGAAAGUGAAUCUUCUCAAAAUAAACCACUGGUGAAAGGGAUUGUUUCCAAGGCACUUGCGUGGACCACACAUCUGUGUGCUGUUCCAGGUACUGGGAGUGCUUCAAAGGAGGUAAAAGGCCGAUGCUGUGAGGGUGCUUAUCAGCACCUUGGCCUUAAUUUCAAAGGUCCCAGCCAAAGCAAAGUGCCAGUGGGAACAUUUUUUUGGUUUAAACAGACAUGUCUUUAUUUGAAUAAAAUCAGCCACUUAACUGCCAGUAGAGUUAUUUGUUAGCUUUGAUUUGAUCUUAUAUGUUGGUAUCUUUUCCCAG
Mesoplodon densirostris (Blainville's beaked whale) is the source of this 1584-nucleotide messenger RNA. It is a transcript of the gene SLC35D2, whose product is annotated as solute carrier family 35 member D2. The coding region runs from base 54 to 1064 and encodes 336 amino acids. Gene Ontology annotation, molecular function: antiporter activity; GDP-fucose transmembrane transporter activity. The record is from RefSeq and is a predicted model, not a curated record. Lineage: Eukaryota; Metazoa; Chordata; Mammalia; Artiodactyla; Ziphiidae. The transcript is spliced from 12 exons. Gene Ontology annotation, cellular component: Golgi apparatus.